UUUGUAGAAGUUUUGACGAAACCGAAAUUAUAUUUCACUUUUAUUCGUGUCACUUCAGAAUGAAAUAACCUGUGCUCUUUAAAAAUUGUGAGUCAAAAUCACACGCAAUAAUGUUAUUGUGCCUCUAAAUUAGCUUUAUUCUUAGACCAUAUUUAUUCAGCAAUCACAGCAUCAAAAUUGACAAAAAAAAUAAAAUGGGAAUUUAUUUUCAGCUAGAGACCAUGUUGUGUGUCGUGACGUCAAGAGCAUGUUCAACGCACAGAUACCAGGAGUGAGCUGACAAGAAUGUUUCACCUGUGAGCACAAUGACCUGAAGCAAGGGGUGUGGCCAUCCUAGUGAGAGCAGGCAGGGAGGGCUAACUAUCUACUUAGACUUCCUGAAGUGAACAGUGCUGCAACAUGUAAGGAUACAAACACUGGGUAACCUUUUAGAGUCCAAAUCCUUGGACACAACAAGACAGGAAACACUACCCUACAACUAAGAUUCAUUCGCAUGUAGUCGGACUCAAGAAUGUCCCUGUGGCGAUACCUGACACUUCUCUUGGCCGUAACUGUUCACAUAUGCCAAGCUGAGAAAUGUGAUGACUUGGCAGAUUUAGACCUGGGUCAUGCAAUCAUCGGCACCACCCUGAAGAUGAGGUUGCUGCUGUUCACCAGGGACACCAUUCAAUGCGGCUCACUUCUGUCUCACAGCAACCUGUCGGCCAACCCGAACUUCAACUUGUCUCGGCCCACCACCUUUAUCAUCCAUGGGUAUCGGCCCACAGGUUCUCCCCCCGUGUGGGCUCACCAGAUCACAGAGCAGCUUCUGGCCAGAAAGGACCUCAAUGUCAUAAUAGCAGACUGGAAUUACGGAGCAGCUAAUGUGAAUUAUUUCAAGGCGGUGGAGAACACACACAAGGCAGCACACAACCUCACUGCCUUCUUUAAAAAGAUGCAGGAGCAUGGUGCCUCUCUGAGUGAUAUCCACAUGAUCGGAAUCAGUCUCGGUGCUCACAUUUCUGGUUUUGUGGGUGCGAACCUAAAUGGGACAAUUGGAAGAAUUACAGCUCUGGAUCCUGCUGGGCCUCAGUUCACUGGUACUCCUCCAAAGGACCGCCUGGAUCCCACAGACGCCCUGUUUGUGGAUGCUCUGCACACAGACAUAGACGCUUUGGGCUACAGAGAAGCUCUCGGCCAUAUUGAUUUUUACGCCAAUGGAGGAACAGAUCAGCCUGGCUGCCCCAAAACCAUCUUUUCAGGCACAGCCUACUUUAAAUGUGAUCACCAGAGAUCAGUGUACCUUUACUGUGAGUCCCUGAAUCACACUUGUAGCAGCAGAGCCUUCCCAUGCGCCUCCUAUAGAGACUUUAUGGAUGGGAACUGCAUGAGCUGUGACCACUUUGGUGAUGCCGGAUGUCCAGUUUUUGGUUAUGACAUUGACAAAUGGAAGGAUGUCUUGCUGAGGAUGGGCCAAACAAAAACAUUCUUCUUCACAAAUAAAAAGUCUCCAUUCUGCAUGACAAACUACAGGCUGGAUGUGGUGAUAUGGAAUCAGGACGUACACUGGGGAUAUAUUACCGUCAAACUACAUGGGAAUGGUACGGAUGCUGUGGCAAAAAUUGACCAUAAAGAAUCCCAGUUCAAGAAGUACACGGAGACAAAGUUGUUUGCUCAGUUUGACACAGACCUUCAGUCAGUCAACAAAAUGUCUCUCUUGUUCUCCACUGGCAAUGUUUUCAAGCCCAAAUACAAACUACGUGUUCUUCGGAUUCGCCUCACGCAUCUGGAACGUAACGAGAGGUAUCGGCAGACGCCGGCCAUUCACCCAUUUGAUAUCUUGCCAUCUUUUUUUAAUUUGUUUGUUCAACUAUGUCCAUCUCAGGCCUUUGUGUCGCUAUGACUUGGUCCUGGAGGAGGACAAAGAGGUCACCUUCAUUCCUCUUCACUGCCAAGAGUCAAACUUUUGAGGCAAAAUCACAUCACAAACCGGGACCAUUCAGCUUGGAACUGAAUCCUCCGCCAUGCACUCAACGUUAUAUAUCGAAUGUACUGUCUUUUCUGAUGGAAACAAAAAAUCUUUAUUUCUCACAACCUCAUUAAAAUAAUAUAACAGUAUUGCUUGUGUUCAUAAAGUGAAUGUAAAUAGAUGUAAAUGUAUUUGUCCCAGACCUUUUAUUUACAUAUUUGUUUCCAUUAUAGUUCCAUUGUCAUCAAUAUGGUGUUUAUUUAUUUGUGUGAAUGUAUUUGUGAUUGAUUAUUAAUAAUAAAAAAAACAUUACAUUGCU
Messenger RNA from Dunckerocampus dactyliophorus (ringed pipefish), 2267 nucleotides. RefSeq names its product lipase, member Ia (gene lipia). Gene Ontology annotation, molecular function: carboxylic ester hydrolase activity; lipase activity. Bases 512 to 1882 code for a protein of 456 amino acids. NCBI's taxonomy places the organism in Eukaryota, Metazoa, Chordata, Actinopteri, Syngnathiformes, Syngnathidae. Gene Ontology annotation, biological process: lipid metabolic process. The transcript has 10 exons. The record is from RefSeq and is a predicted model, not a curated record.